UAAAAUUCGAACCAAGAAAAAAUUCAAAACAUAGACAACAAAGAUAAAUAGCCAAUUAAAAACGAACACGUGUAAAGGCUUUCGCUUCUGCAAACAACAAGCAUUCGGACAAGAAGGCAAACAAACCCUAAUCGUCUCGGGUUUGGCGUUUCAAUUUCAAACACACUAGAAAGAGGCAACAAAAGAAAAAAAAGAAAAAAGAAACGUUAUCCCUUGCGACGAGAUACGAAACGUUAGUGAAAGAGAGGCAAUGGGAGACGACAGGCUGGAUCUGGAGCUCUCCGAUGAGGUUCUGUCGGUGAUUCCGAUGGAUCCUUUUGAGCAGCUGGAUCUCGCGAGGAAGAUCACUUCAAUGGCGAUAGCUUCGAGGGUCUCGAAUCUGGACUCUGAGGUGGUUGAAUUGAGACAGAAGCUUCAGGGUAAAGAAACCGUUGUCCGUGAGCUCGAGGAGAAGGCGUCUCGCCUCGAGAGAGACCGUCGCGAGGUUGAUUCGAGGUUGAAGACCGUCCUCGAGGAGAAUAUGAUCCUGACAAAGGAGAAAGAUUCACUGGCAAUGACUGUAACAAAACUCACUCGUGAUUUGGCUAAGCUGGAGACAUUCAAGCGGCAGUUAAUCAAAUCUUUGAGCGACGAGAGUGCUCCUCCUCAAACAGAGCCUGUUGAUAUAAAGGCAUGCGACCAGUCAAGUAUUGGAUCAACUGGUUCAUAUACAGGCAAAGAUGAAAGGACCAGCGUACACUCAACACACCGUUCUUACAGUGGAUCUUCCGACAUGAACAAUCCAAUUGUCGAAGCUUCAAAAUAUGCCGGAAACAAAUUCUCAAUGACACCAUACAUCUCUCCACGCCUUACCCCAUCCGCAACGCCGAAGAUCAUCUCCACAAGCGUGUCCCCUCGAGGCUACUCUGCAGCAGGUUCUCCCAAAAGAACAUCCGGUGCAGUUUCUCCUACAAAGACAACAAUAUGGUACCCUUCAAGUCAGCAAUCAUCAGCUGCAAAUUCUCCACCUCGCAACCGUACACUCCCAGCUCGUACACCUCGUAUGGACGGUAAGGAAUUCUUCAGACAAGCCAGGAGCCGAUUAUCAUAUGAGCAGUUCAGUGCCUUCUUAGCUAACAUCAAGGAACUCAACGCUCAGAAGCAAACCCGAGAGGAAACUUUGAGGAAAGCAGAUGAGAUAUUUGGGGAAGAGAACAAAGAUCUCUACCUGUCUUUCCAAGGUCUUCUCAACAGAAACAUGCGUUAAACUUUACGAGUCUUGAAUCUCCACCAAAUGAUGAUCACAACCAUUGUAGUAUGUGUAAUUCUCGACCAUAUCUAGUGACAUGGAAAGUGUUUUUUCUUUUCAGAACAAACAAUGAAAGAUCUCGCUUUCGAAAGUGUUUAGUGUUGCUCUCCCGUGAUAUCUCCCUUUGAUCCUAAAUGCAUAUUUAAUGGAAAUAGGCGUUGUCUUA
Molecule: messenger RNA, 1454 nt
Organism: Brassica rapa (field mustard)
Lineage: Eukaryota; Viridiplantae; Streptophyta; Magnoliopsida; Brassicales; Brassicaceae
Source: RefSeq, a predicted model, not a curated record